ACGUCAUGUUAUUGUUGAAGCGGUAGAAACCGUGUCGGCCCGAGGUGGGAAUUUUGGCACGCGGACGAUCUCUGUGACGUGGACGAACAAGUUCGUGGGAAAUAUAGCUUUAUACUCCUGUGACAGAUCGCAGCCCAAAGGUGACGAGACCCUGUAAUAUACUGUCGUUUUAUGUGUUUUGGCGGUGUGGUGCUGCUGUCGUCUGUAAACGAGACAGCUGCUUGGUCAGACUUGCCGUCAUACAAGUAGUUUUGCUAGACCCCAGUGUAGCUGUACGUCUUGAUGUCAGAACAGAUAGUAAAAAAGUAAUAUUUGUAAAGAAUAGCGCGUCCUUGUGAUAACAUUUCCUGUAGUGAGCUAUCGGUUUCUUAUUUUUGCUGCGAUUGGAUAUGGGACUCCUUUUCGCCAAAUUAAUGGCCAUUUUCGGUGACCAAGAGCACAAGGUAAUCAUUGUUGGACUGGACAAUGCAGGAAAAACCACAAUCCUCUAUCAGUUUCUAACCAAAGAAGCAGUGCAUACUUCCCCCACCAUUGGCAGUAACGUGGAGGAGAUCGCUGUCCAGAAGACCCGCUUCCUAGUGUGGGACAUCGGUGGUCAGGAGAGCCUGAGGACCAGCUGGAGUUCCUACUACUGCAAUACAGAGAUUGUGAUUCUAGUUGUGGAUAGCACUGACAGAGAGCGCAUCACGUUAAAUAAAGAGGAACUACAUCGUAUGCUGGCUCACGAGGACCUCCAGAACGCUGCUGUGUUGAUCCUGGCCAACAAGCAGGACAUGAAGAACUCGAUGACUGCGGCUGAGAUUUCCCAGUGCCUCACCCUCAGCUCCAUCACAGGUCACUCCUGGCACAUCCAGGCGUGCUGUGCUCUCACCGGCGAAGGGUGAGUGACACCUCACUGUGGGCAGUCUACCUGCCAGCCUGGACUGGAUGCGUUCCCGUGUCUUGGCCAGCUAAGAUCCUUCCGCCAGCUGCCAUGGAAACGCACAGCCCUCACCGGGACUACUUUCUGUAGAACUCUUCAGUACUCGGGCAAGGCCUUCAACACUGUGGAGGAGAUCUGGCAGGGAACAAUGGAGACAAAGGACCUCUUAAGACAGGCCACACCAAACCUUUAUGUUUGACUGUCUCGUGCCUGCCACUGGACAAAUAUCAAACGUGCAAGGACAAUCUGACAAGGAGACUUCAGGAUUCCCUGCUAUGGAACUGUGUAUGUGUGUGUAUACAUAUGUACGUUUUCAGAAGACUACAAAGACUUUACCGAGCAUCGUUUUUCUGGAGCUGCGCACGGCCAGACUGCAAUUAAGAGACCCUGAGCCCAGCCAAGACGUGCCCAUUUUCACACGAUAUGGCAGUUUCAGCGAGGGGAUGAUCCUGCUACCACAAACAUUUUGGCCGCAGGAGAAACUAGGCCAUUCAGCUCACCAGGAGCCUAGUGUUAAACAUUUACUUGAAAUGUCUAUAAAAGACAUAUUGAAGGUCAUUUGAUAUUGCGAGUGUUACGGCAUGCUGCAAGAAUUUUCAUAUCAGUAUUUUUGAAACGCUAAUGUAUUUUUGUAAAAUAAAUAAAUAAAUAAAUGUCUACGUUAAAGUGGUUUGUGGGUCAAACCAAAGCAAAACAUAUGGUUAUCUUCAGGCUUAUCUGCCUGUUUCUGCAUUUCGAGUGCCUGUUUACAGGAAAGUCUGCCUUUCGGUGAAACUGGGCCGCAACAGAAGUAACCGAAAUGCUGACGUGUUUAUUUUCGACAGAGUUGAUGUUUAGCUGCCGAGUGAAAGUAUAGCUACUUGUUAGGGCCUUUUAAGCUACAACUUCUCACAACAAUACAUUUAUAACUGCCUUAGUCUAGUAGUCCUGCAUCUUCUAUUUUUACUAAAGGAACUGAAAAACCUGAAUAAUAAUAAUUUUCUACACUAUUAAUACCCUAAGUUCUAAUUCAGUGUUUCUCCAUGGGCAGCAUUUUCCUAUUUUACCAGUACCUUAAAAACAGCCAGUGUAACUUAGUACAUUGUUAUGGUUUAUUUGUUAAAAGCAAAUACGUGGUUGCCAUUUAUUAAUUGUGUUCUCUUAAAUAUGCCUCUUAAAAAUAACAGCAACCUGCUAA
Molecule: messenger RNA, 2099 nt
Organism: Brienomyrus brachyistius
Lineage: Eukaryota; Metazoa; Chordata; Actinopteri; Osteoglossiformes; Mormyridae
Gene: arl5c
Product: ADP-ribosylation factor-like 5C
Exons: 6
Coding region: 390-884 (164 amino acids)
Biological process (GO): intracellular protein transport; protein localization to Golgi membrane; vesicle-mediated transport
Cellular component (GO): trans-Golgi network; cytoplasm
Molecular function (GO): GTPase activity; GTP binding
Source: RefSeq, a predicted model, not a curated record